GGAAGUUCCACGUCAGUAUCCACUGCACCGUUCACUGAAAUCGCAACAUUUGGACCCCGACUGCAAUUGUUCUUAUAGAUUUAGCUGAUUUUAUUGCGACAUCAGGGGAUAAAGGAUGCCUCUGAGGCUGGACAUCAAGCGGAGGCUGACGGCCAGGUCGGACCGAGUGAAGAGUGUGGACCUUCAUCCCACUGAGCCAUGGAUGCUGGCCAGUCUGUACAACGGCAGUGUCUGUGUGUGGAACCACGAAACACAGACACUGGUGAAAACUUUUGAAGUGUGUGACCUCCCUGUGAGAGCAUCAAAAUUUGUUGCAAGGAAGAACUGGGUCAUUACUGGAGCGGAUGACAUGCAGAUCCGUGUGUUUAACUACAACACCUUGGAGCGGGUCCAUAUGUUUGAGGCUCACUCAGACUACAUCCGCUGCAUUGCUGUCCACCCAACCCAACCCUACAUCCUCACCAGCAGUGAUGACAUGCUGAUCAAGCUGUGGGACUGGGAGAAGAAGUGGUCUUGCAGCCAAGUGUUUGAGGGUCACACUCACUAUGUCAUGCAAAUUGUUAUCAAUCCCAAGGAUAAUAAUCAGUUUGCCAGUGCCUCCCUAGACAGAACAAUUAAGGUUUGGCAGUUAGGCUCCUCAUCUCCCAACUUUACUUUGGAAGGUCAUGAGAAAGGAGUUAACUGCAUUGAUUACUACAGUGGUGGAGACAAGCCCUAUCUUAUAUCAGGGGCUGAUGAUCGCCAGGUCAAAAUCUGGGACUAUCAGAAUAAAACCUGUGUUCAGACACUAGAGGGCCACGCACAGAAUGUUUCUUGUGUCAGCUUCCACCCAGAGUUGCCGAUCAUCAUCACCGGAUCAGAGGAUGGUACGGUGCGAAUUUGGCACUCCAGCACUUACCGCCUAGAGAGCACUCUGAAUUAUGGCAUGGAGCGAGUGUGGUGUGUGUGUGGACUCAGAGGCUCUAACAAUGUGGCACUGGGCUACGAUGAAGGCAGCAUCAUUAUCAAGGUGGGUCGUGAGGAGCCGGCCAUGUCUAUGGACACCAACGGAAAAAUCAUCUGGGCCAAACACAGUGAAAUCCAGCAGGCUAACCUGAAGGCUAUGGGAGAUGCUGAAAUCAAGGACGGAGAGAGACUGCCACUGGCUGUCAAAGACAUGGGCAGCUGUGAGAUUUACCCACAAACCAUUCAGCAUAACCCCAACGGAAGGUUUGUUGUGGUGUGCGGAGAUGGAGAGUAUAUCAUCUAUACUGCUAUGGCUUUGAGGAACAAGAGUUUUGGCUCAGCACAGGAGUUUGUCUGGGCACAUGACUCAUCUGAAUAUGCCAUCAGAGAGAGCAGCAGUAUCGUCAAAAUCUUCAAGAACUUCAAAGAAAAGAAAUCUUUUAAGCCUGACUUUGGAGCUGAAGGGAUCUAUGGAGGCUUCUUGCUUGGAGUCCGGUCAGUGAAUGGCCUUGCAUUUUACGACUGGGAAAACACAGAACUGAUCCGCCGCAUUGAGAUCCAGCCCAAACAUAUCUUCUGGUCCGACUCUGGGGAGCUGGUGUGCAUAGCUACAGAGGAGUCAUUUUUCAUUCUGCGUUACCUGGCAGAUAAAGUAGCCGCCUCCCAAGAAAACAAUGAAGGAGUCACAGAAGACGGAAUUGAAGACGCUUUUGAGGUUCAGGGAGAAAUUCAUGAGAUCGUCAAGACUGGACUGUGGGUAGGAGACUGCUUCAUCUACACCAGUUCAGUAAACAGACUCAACUACUAUGUUGGAGGGGAGAUUGUGACUAUUGCUCAUCUGGACAGAACCAUGUACCUACUGGGCUACAUCCCCAAAGAUGACCGUUUGUAUUUGGGGGAUAAGGAGCUCAACAUCGUCAGCUACUCCCUACUGGUCUCUGUCCUCGAGUACCAGACUGCAGUAAUGAGGAGAGACUUUGGAAUGGCUGAUAAAGUGCUACCCACAAUUCCUAAAGAGCAGCGUACCAGGGUGGCCCAUUUCCUGGAGAAACAGGGUUUCAAGCAGCAGGCGCUGGCUGUAUCUACAGACCCAGAGCACAGAUUUGAGCUUGCUUUGCAGCUCGGUGAAUUAAAGAUUGCUUACCAGUUGGCUGUAGAGGCAGAGUCUGAGCAGAAGUGGAAGCAGUUAGCAGAGCUGGCUAUCAGCAAGUGCCAGUUCGGCCUGGCCCAGGAGUGCCUGCACCAUGCCCAGGAUUACGGUGGUCUGCUGCUCCUCGCUACAGCUUCUGGUAACGCCACUAUGGUGGGCAAGCUGGCUGAGGGGGCAGAGAGGGACGGAAAGAACAACGUGGCCUUUAUGACCUACUUUUUGCAGGGAAAACUGGAUCAGUGUCUGGAGCUUCUGAUCAGGACUAACAGACUACCUGAAGCUGCCUUCCUGGCUCGCACCUACCUGCCCAGCCAGGUGUCCCGAGUGGUCAAACUGUGGAGAGAAAACCUGGCGAAAGUCAACCAGAAGGCAGCUGAAUCGCUAGCAGACCCUACAGAAUAUGAGAAUCUGUUCCCCGGGCUCAGAGAAGCCUUUGCCGCUGAGCAUUACCUCCGAGAGACCUGUCUGGGCACCUCCAGACCUGCUACAGAUUAUCCUCUCAUCACGCCCAAUGAAGAUAGAAACAUUCUGGAGGAAGCUCUGGGAUAUGAGCCCAAGGGAACGUUCCCUCUACCCGUCACAAAGACACAGGAGAGUGAGGAGGCUGACUCCGUCCCUGCAGCACUGGCAGCUAUUACACCUUCAAAGCCUGAACCCACCCCUCCAGCAGCUGUGGAUGAAGAAGAAAAGGAAGAGGAGGAGGAGGAGGAAGAAGUACCAACAUUUUCACAGUCACAAAAAGAUAAGACUCUGGAUGAGCUGGAAGUGGACCUGGACAACAUGGAGCUGGACGACAUCGACACCUCAGACGUUAACCUUGACGAUGAUUUCCUAGACGAUUGAAACGGCUCCUUUUCAGAUCUUAUUUAAAACAAAAAAGAAAGAGACCAAACACCCUUUUCCCCUUUUUUUUGUAUUUGUACGUACAGAUAUUAUAUUGUCAUGCUCUCCUUCUGCAGUGGCAUGAUUUCAGUAGAUUAUGAUGAUAUCAUUUUCAGAAGAAAUGUUGACAGAUUGCCUAUUUCAGACUCCAUUUUGUAAAGCAUUGAUGAAUUAUCGGAAAAAUUUUAACUGUCUGCUGAGUGAUGUUAUAUUUACUCCUCACUUUGUGUUGUCUGUAAUGGAACUUAAUUCAGUCCAAUAAACUGCAGCUGCUGUAAAUAUUCA
Molecule: messenger RNA, 3262 nt
Organism: Sphaeramia orbicularis (orbiculate cardinalfish)
Lineage: Eukaryota; Metazoa; Chordata; Actinopteri; Kurtiformes; Apogonidae
Gene: copb2
Product: COPI coat complex subunit beta 2
Exons: 22
Coding region: 116-2938 (940 amino acids)
Biological process (GO): endoplasmic reticulum to Golgi vesicle-mediated transport; intra-Golgi vesicle-mediated transport; intracellular protein transport
Cellular component (GO): COPI vesicle coat
Molecular function (GO): structural molecule activity; protein binding
Source: RefSeq, a predicted model, not a curated record